AUGUCAAAUGAUAUAAAAAAAUGUAAAUUUAUAAAAGAAUCAAUAAUUGAAGAACUAUGUUCAUUAACAAUAGAUUUAUUAAUAGAUGAAUCAAAUAUACAAAAUUUAUCAACACCAAUUACUAUAUGUGGAGAUAUUCACGGUCAACUACAUGAUUUAAUAACAAUACUAAAAAUAGGUGGGGACCUAUCCAAUCCAAAUCAAAAUUAUUUGUUUCUUGGAGAUUUCGUUGAUCGUGGUUUUUAUUCAUUAGAAACUUUUCUUUUAUUAAUAUGUCUUAAAUUAAAAUAUCCUAAACAAGUAUACUUAAUAAGAGGUAAUCAUGAAUCAAGAACAAUAACAAUGGUGUAUGGUUUUUAUGAUGAAUGUAUGAGAAAAUAUGGGUCCAUAAAUGUAUGGAGAAAUUGUUGUGAAGUAUUUGAUUAUUUAAGUUUAGGUGCAAUUAUAAAUAAUUCUAUAUUUGCAAUUCAUGGAGGAUUAAGUCCUGAUAUUGAUACUAUUGAUGAAAUAAGAAAAUUAAAUAGAAAACAAGAAGUACCACAUGAAGGAUCAAUGUGUGAUUUAUUAUGGUCUGAUCCUGAAGAUAAUUUACAAGGAUGGUCUAUAUCUCCAAGAGGUGCUGGUUUCUUAUUUGGAUCAAAUGAAGUUGAUAAAUUUCUUCACAAGAAUAAAUUUAAAUUUAUAACAAGAGCUCAUCAAUUAGUUAUGGAAGGAUAUAAAGAAAUGUUUGAUCAAAAAUUAGUUACGGUAUGGUCAGCUCCAAAUUAUUGUUAUAGAUGUGGAAAUGUUGCUAGUGUGUUGUUGAUUAAUGAUGAUUUGAGUAAAGAAUUUAAAGUUUUUGAAGCUGUUGCUACUAAUAAUAACGAAGCUAUACCUAGUAAAAAACCUCUUGUUGACUAUUUUGUAUAG
Lodderomyces jiufengensis is the source of this 909-nucleotide messenger RNA. RefSeq names its product phosphoprotein phosphatase PP4 catalytic subunit (gene PPH3). Gene Ontology annotation, biological process: peptidyl-serine dephosphorylation; double-strand break repair via homologous recombination. NCBI's taxonomy places the organism in Eukaryota, Fungi, Ascomycota, Pichiomycetes, Serinales, Debaryomycetaceae. The transcript has 2 exons. Gene Ontology annotation, molecular function: protein serine/threonine phosphatase activity. The record is from RefSeq and is a predicted model, not a curated record. Bases 1 to 909 code for a protein of 302 amino acids. Gene Ontology annotation, cellular component: cytoplasm; nucleus.